AUGGCCGUCCAAAACCGCCUCAAGCUCUGCCUCAUCGGCCUCGGCCGUCUCGGUGCUCUGCGCGCCAAGAUUCUCGCCUUCGAGCAGCCGCGCAUCGAGCUCGUGGCCGUGUGCGACACCAAGCCCGGCGCCGACAAAUGGGCCGCCGCCAACCUCCCGCCGUCGGUCAAGUUCUUCGCGACGCCGGAAGAGUGCAUGAAGAACAGCGGCGCGCAGGCCGUCUUGAUCUCGACGGCGACGGCCACCCACGCGCCUUUGAUUUGCCUUGCGUUCGACAUGGGCCUGCAUGUAAUGUGCGAGAAGCCCAUCUCUGUGGACAUCAUCACCACGAAGGACGUUGUAGCCAAGUCUGCGGCAAACCCCCACCUUAAGUUCCUGCUCCCCUUCUCACGGAGAUGUCUAGUAAUGUAA
Molecule: messenger RNA, 411 nt
Organism: Colletotrichum chrysophilum
Lineage: Eukaryota; Fungi; Ascomycota; Sordariomycetes; Glomerellales; Glomerellaceae
Exons: 3
Coding region: 1-411 (136 amino acids)
Molecular function (GO): nucleotide binding
Source: RefSeq, a predicted model, not a curated record